UUCCCACCACACCACCCUUCCCCUGGUAGGUAUUGCACUCUCAGUCUCGACAUAUUGAUGUUAGGAUGGCCUGCAUAGAUUAUCUUCGGAAAAACAGAGAGAAAUUUGAAGCGUUCAUAGAGGGAUCAUUUGAAGACUAUUUAAAAUGUUUGGAAAAUCCACAGGAGUGGGUUGGACAAGUGGAAAUAAGUGCCCUAUCUCUUAUGUACAAAAAGGAUAUCAUAAUCUAUCAGGAACCAAAUGCUGCCCCUUCAUGUGUAACUGAAAAUGGCUUUCCUGACAAGGUAUUGCUGUGUUUUUCAAAUGGAAAUCACUAUGACGUUGUUUACCCAAUAGAAUAUGCAGAAAAGGCUGCUCUCUGCCAGUCUGUUCUUUAUGAAUUACUUUAUGAUAAAGUACUUGGUACUGAUGUGAAUAAGAUCCUAGAGGAACUACAUGCUCCUGAUGUGACAGAAGAAAGUAAUGGCAGCAGUGAAAUAUCUUCUGAAUCUGAAGCAGAUGAUAACUACAAAAGUAAGACUGCCGCAGUUAGUGGUAUGAAUGGAUUAAAGUCUCGUUCUGGCAGCAAGCACCUUAAGGCCAGUGGAAAUCCCACCUCAUCUACAUUGCCUAGAAAAGUUGUCAAAUCGCUCAACCCAUCAGUUUAUAGAAAUGUUGAAUAUGAAGUUUGGCAGCAGUCCAAACGGGAUCAGCAAAAACGAGAUUUUUCCAUUGCUGCUGGCAUGCAAUAUUCAGUUGGAGAUAAAUGUAAAGUGCGCUUAGAUCACAAUGGAAAACUUUAUAAUGCCCAUAUCCAAGAAGUUUGCUCUGAGAAUGGACCUGUUGUUGUAUUUGUGGAAGAGCUUGGAGCAAAGCAUUCUGUGUCACUGAAGAACCUUAAACCUCUUCCACAAGCAUCCCCCAUGGAGGCCUGGAACACUGUGUCAGGGAAGAAGAUAAAGAAGUUCCCUUCAACUUGUGGUCAGAAUGUUCAGCCUGAUGCAGACUGCAGAGGGCCAAAGAAUCAAAAUAAGCCAAUAAAAACCCAGUCAGUUCUACCUCCUCGACUUCAGCAUGCUGUGGGAAGCAGACAGCAUCAGUUCUCAAAUUCUGGGCCACAGUCUCAGCAGACCUCUACAGAGCAGAAAACUCUGGGCUCCCGGAGUCCUUCCCAGGCUGUAAGAAAAGCAGACCGUGAGAGAACUGAAGACUUGGAUUAUGCUAGCAGAGAUUGUAACUACUUUGGCCUGUCUCCAGAGGAACGUAGAGAAAAACAGGCUAUAGAAGAAUCUCGUUCACUUUAUGAGAUUCAGCAGAGGGAUGAGCAGGCUUUUCCUGCUUUAUCUAAUCAGUCUGCUACACAGACUGCUGAUACUUUCAACCAGAAAAAGUUCCCAGUUGUCAGUGAGGGAAGAAACAGCAAGUGGGGAUCAGAUGUAGAAGAGCGGAAGGAUAAAGACUCCGAAUCCAGGCAGAUGCGCUUAAAUCAGAAGCUUGAGCCAAAUUCAUCUGAGAGGAAUGGUGGAGAUGACAGAUAUCCAGAAGCAUCACCUCCUUUAGAACAAGCAAAGACACAAUCUCUGUCUCCAGCAGAACAAAGACUAACAGAACACUUACCAUGUGUAAAUCCAGCUGCCUCUCCCGUCUUCUCUGAGGUGCAUUUGCCUCCCACAGUGCCUUCUCUUCCAGCCAUUGUGCCAGCUUGGCCAAAUGAGCCAACAACUUAUGGGCCAACAGGUAUUCCAGGCCAAAUGCCUGUUUCGUCAUUGAUGCCGCCUCCGACAACGGGGCCCGAUUCCGUUGUAUCCCAGGCUCAGGUAACAUCUGCUCCAGUUGCCGGAGUUCCUGUGUCUGUACAAGCGGUUAACCAGCCUUUAAUGCCUUUGCCUCAGACACUGAAUCCUUAUCAGGACCCACUGUACCCUGGAUUCCCUUUUAAUGAAAAGGGAGAGAGAGCCAUUGCACCACCUUACUCCCUAUGCAGUACUGGAGAUGAUCUGCCUAAGGAUAAAAGUAUUCUUCGAUUUUUCUUCAAUCUUGGUAUAAAGGCAUACAGCUGUCCCAUGUGGGCACCACAUUCUUAUUUGUACCCUCUGCACCAGGCCUACGUAGCUGCUUGUAGAAUGUACCCAAAUGUUUCAGUUCCUGUAUAUCCACACAACCCUUGGUUCCAGGAGACCCUGCUGACUCCAAAUGAAAGUGAAACUGCACAAACAAACAGGCACUUUCCUGUGCAGAGUGAGGCCAGAUGUAAUGGUCAGAGUUCACAGGUUGACAAUAGGUCUCCAUCACUGCCUCUGCUUAUAUCUACAGCUCAGGUUUCAGAAAGUCAAGGACCAGUCUGUGUAGAGUCUGAAAAUCCAGUGCAAGGUCUUCAUACUGAUUAUGAUGAUUCACUGAGAGGGAAAAAUAUGUUCCCACAACCACCCUUUGGACACAGUCAGUUUCUAGGAGCUGUUCCAAUAGCUCCUCCUUUCUUUCCUCAUUUUUGGUAUGGGUACCCGUUUCAGGGUUUUAUUGAAAAUUCAGUGGUGAGACCUAACGUUGUCAUGUCACCUGAGGACAAGGGGGCAACUGCUACCACCUCAGAAAACUUAUAUUUGGCUAAAGAAGGCAGUUCCCCAGUUCCUGUAACAAGUUUUGUGGAGCAGGUACAGAAGACUAAAAGUGACAGUAGCUCCAAUACUGUGCCACCCCCUGUGGCUAGUGUGCACAGUGAAUGUGAUAUCUUGAAUGAAACCUCAGCCAGGGUGCCUAAGAUGGAGCAGAUAUGUACUACUGCUUCUGCUGAACAAGCAAAGGCUGGAUUACCAAACCGGUCUCCACAAAUACAGGGUGUUGAGAGACAGACAAUGAUGUCAAGUGCUUCACCAUCGUUAUCGGAGCCAUCAAAAAAUGAACUGAAAAGUACCCUUCCCAGUCGUAAGGAAAAAGCAGACAAAGCCAGAGAUCCCAAGACUGCGGGUAAUGUACAGACCAGUUCUGGAGAAAGUAGGGCCCAGAGAACAAAAGAAGAGAGCUCUGAAGAUGAACGUGAAGUGUCCGAUAUGCUGAGAAGUGGCAGACCGAAGCAAUUUUAUAGUCAGACCUAUGGAGGUGGCAGGAGGCCUAGAAAUGAAUGGGGCUAUCCUAGCAGGGGAGGAUACCAAUAUCCAAGAGGUGAGGAAGCCUGGAAAGGACCACCCAGCAGAGGCAGAGAUGAAGGUUACCAGUAUCAUCGAAACUUUAGAGGGAGGCCAUAUAGGAAUGAUAAAAGGAGGGCAACCCUGGGAGAUGGUCAGAGGGGACAUCAAACAUAGGAAUGCUUACUGGGAUGUUUAUAGGAAUAGGAAUGUUUAUUGGACAGCUUCAGAUGCAAAAACUAGUUUGAAGUAGAGAUUUCUAAAUCUUCCCAAGUGUGCGGUGAGUUGUUUUUUUUGGGGGUGCGGGGGUUAGUUUUGUUUUUAAGUUAAGGGUACGCUGGAAGUGAGGCCUAGGGGGAAACAAACUCUGAACAUCUAGUUUCUUAGCAACUUGAAGUUUGUUUUGGUUUAGAAUUUUUUCCAAGUAUCUGAAAAGUAGAGAAUAAGGCUAUUAUUUAAACUAUAAAAACAGUAUAGGUUUAGCAUUGAACUCUUUCCCCUGCCCCCAAAGGUUUGAGUUUGUGAUACAGUAAGAUGGUUUAAAAUAUUUAGUAGAUUGACAGAAAUAGAGCAUUUGACAUGACCUAGAGUCUAAAUUGAUUAGCAACAUUGCACCAAAUAUAAAUGUGUAUUUUAUCAUAAAAUGCCUUAGUUUUAAACUGAGCUAAAGGAAUUCUCAGCCUACCGCACUGUUGUCUUUGACAUGCUUCCAACCCAAAGGCCUUUCAUCUCAAAAUCUGUCAAACUUGAAUGUUUUCUCUUUAAUGCGUUACAUGUAUGGCAGCCAGCUAACCUUGUGUCUUAGGUAUGUUGUAUAUAGUUCUUUUAAUAUUCAUAGGGUAUAUUUUUGAAUUUUAAAAAGCAUUUGUUGAAAUCAAAAUAGAAGUAAGCAGUCAAGAGUAGCUGUGUGUGAAUUGAUAGGAAAUUCAAUGGAAUGGCUGUUUCCACCAAGAAUUCGUAAUGCUGGUGUGACUAGAAUGGUGCCUAUGCCAACAAACUAAUUACAAAGACAAUAAAAAUGUAGAUGCUAUGCAUUUCCAAAAUAAUUCUGCAUCUGUUAAUAGCAGAAGGUUUUUUUUUAUGCCACUUUAACACUAAUGCACUGACAAAUCCUAAUAUUUUGAGAGAUGCAUAAAAUACGUUACCUUUUUUUAAGUUUGUAUUAAAUGCUACUGUUCAGCUUUUUGUUCUUGUUGUUGCACUAUGAUGCAAAUCUGUUAUGCUUUGCAUGUACAACUCAUUGCUGGAACUACUUUUUAAAACAAGAUAGGUGUACUUUCACAAUAUAUAUAUAUAUAUUCCCUAGAGUUUAGAAGAAAGUGGCUUUUGCCUUAUAUUUUUUCACUGUGUGUCAAAAUUCUGAUUGCUGUGUCUUCAGACCCCUAAAGAUGAUGAUGGCUGCAGUGUUUCUGAUCGUGUUUGCUGUUUGGAAUUCAGCUAUCCAAACGCAGACAGUGCAGUGUGCACAAUAUCCACUCAGCUCUGUUGCUUUGUAUAAUUAACCAUUGUGUAUAUUUUUAUAUCUCUGUAUAUACCAGUGUAUAAGGUGAUGGUGCCCUUUUAUUCAUGUCUGAGAUUGCAUACCUUUGAUCAGGAAACUUGAGUGAUAGCUGUGACAAAGUAAUUCUUUUCAGAUGCAUGCCAUGUAUAAAACACCCAAUUAAAAAUAAAUGUUUUUCCUUUCACUUUCUUUCUAAAUUAUAUAUUUUUAACCACUGGUGUAAUAACAUUUGUCAGAUUAGUCUUCUGGUUCUGUUGCUAACUACUAAUGGUAUGUAUCAGCAGAAUUUAGUGGAUUGCCAUUGUAUUGUCAGCUGCUGAGUUCUGCUACAAAGCUGAACUCAUGAAGUGACCACUGAACAGCAAUUAGCGUUUAGGCACUUCGCAAAAUAAUAUAUGCAAAUUAGCAUUCAUAGUGAUUUCUAAGGGUUGUUCUCUUUUUACCUGAAAAAGACCAACCUAUUUGAGUGGAAAAAAAAUUCUUUUUGGAAUGAAAUUUAGUCUUACCCUGUAGAGUUGCUGUUGAGAACUAACAUGCUGAAAGGGUAUAUACUAACUAUGCUUUUAAACUUUAUUCACAUUCAGUGAUUAUGGGUUGAGGCUUAAUGAAUAAGGCUAAGGAAGCUUCUCUUCAUAUUCUGUAGCUAUUUUGCUCUUUAGACUGCUAUGCUGUGAGCCCUAUCCAAUGUCAUGGUAGUUUUUCCUGCACAUUGAAUGGGCAUUAGACUAAACAUUUCCUCAUCUAGGUUUUAUGGACUGCUAUUCUUUAUCUCAAGUCAGAAAGUGCUCUUUCUAGACUUUUUCCUCAGGGAAUGAUGAAAACAGGAGCAUGUUGGUAAAUUGUGAAGUGUACUGCUAUGUGGUUUUUGUUCUUUUUUUUUCCCCUUUCAAAGGUGACCUGCAAAAGACUGAGCCUGUCCCUUACUUUGCUAAUCAUCUAAGAUGGUUUGACAUCUGAAAUGUGUGAUAGUUGGAGGCUUUCCCCACCCCUGACCUUGCUUCUCUUUUUUUCCCAUUAUUUGGAAGGGUUGGGGGGAGGGUUAAGGCCGGUCUACUCUUGUCUAGUUGGAAGACUUGAGGAAAGGAAGGUCUAAGAUUGCUUGCCAGCUCUACUGUCCUGGUUGAUCAUGGUUUUCAAGCAGAUGAAUCCGAUUAGUCAAGAUGGCUACUCUGAAUGUUUAGCAUGUGCUUUAGGCACCUUGUUGAAUGCAGGCAUAUCAGCUUAAUCAAAGAUACAAGGGAAGUGAAACCUUGUCAUGUCUCACUUAAAAUUUUGCCAUCAAAAUAAAUAGGAAUUAACAAACAGAAAGCCCAGAGUUGAAGUCUAAAAAUUCUUUCCUCGGCUUUCACCCUUGACUCUGAUACCUUCCAGGUUUUUGUCUCUUAAAACCUGGUCUGUAUUGGCAAGUCUUAGACAUGUUAGGAGUGCAGUUUUCAUGCUUCUGACAGUCAUCUUGGCAGAAGGCCUGGCAUGGGUAAUUCAGUUUAUACCAACAAUAGGUUGCCCAUAUGUCAUUUGAAGCUAUAUGAGCAAGUGCUCACUGUAUACACCCAGCCUGACAGGUGUUUCUCUAAACUUAUUUCUAACUGAAAAACCAAACUGGAAUAAAAAUAUUCAUAUCCUUAAGGACUCCAAGAAAAGGGGAGCAAGCUCUAUUGUCUUUGCAGGUUGCAUUUGAUAGCCUUUCCGUAUGCAGGUAGUAACAGCAGGUAAAUGUUCACCAAAGGAGAUGCUGAACUCUUACUUACUUUAAAGGUAUAAAUAUAGCUGAAAAGCUACUUUGUGUGGACUACCAUGGGUCAGUAACUUUCCAAGUUGGCUUUUUUUUUUGUUCUGGUGUCUGAAAGUUGAUUUGUAUGCUGAGACACUUUAGAAAUAGCAUUUUCAGUUAAAGACCUUGAUAAAAAGUUAAUGUUGAGGUUGCUACCUUCUCAUCUUUUUUGGCUUUAUUUUGUAUAAAAACACUGAAAUUAGAAUAGACUUAUUUUGGCGUUUUUAAAGAGGGAGGCCAUGUGGUGCACAGUAGGGCAUAAGACCUGGGAAACAACAUUGUCUAUUGUCUAGUAACUUGACUGCAGGUUCUCCAUCUACAAAACAUACUUUUUAAAGCUGCAGGUGAAAGUACUUUUAAGUAUUUCUUCAAGGAAUUGGCUUCAAUAUCAGAGGAAGUUUGACUUAAUGUGGACAAGAACAAUUAUCUUAAAUGUCACCUAAUCAGAAAGCCUUAAGUAUAACUUCCAAAUAAUUGCUUUUUUUUCUUGACCAAAGGGUGGGAGUCUGUUCCUAAACAAAGACUUGCAUAGCUUGAAUUGCUUUCUUGCUUUGAUCUUCAUUUUGUGCCUUUUCUUCUCUUAGUACUACUGUAUUUCAUUGCUAAUAGGCCCAUGCUUCUGGGGACAAUCUACUCUUUCAGUGCACGUCUCCCUUGAGCACAACAGGUUAUUUAAACUCUACAGCUAGCUUCCUGUAGGAGCCAAGGCCUAUACACUCUCAUGUCAUGUGGUACAAUGCACAGUUUAAUCUCUAAAUAUUUUCCUGCCCAGCAGGUGCUUUCUACUAUGUCCUAUUCUCAUUGUCCCCAUCUUGCUUUGAAUUCCUACUGUUGCUAACACUGCAGCUGCAGCAAUGCUAGAAUCCCGAAUUUAGACCAUCCUGUCCUGGCAGCCAUAACUGGCAUUCUGUUGCAGCUAUCUUCUUCAUUACAUAUUUCUGUUAAUUCCUUCUCUUUUCACUGGUUUACUUGAUAAAGUAUUUUCUUGUGUAAACCAACAAUUGAUAGUUGGAUAAAAACGAGUGUCAACUUAAAGCAAGCUCAACAAAAUUGGCUGAAAACAGUUCAGAAAUUACUUUAGCUAAUUGAAAACUUAAGCAAUGAACUUCAACAGAAUAUUUUAGCAGCUGUCUUCAGUUCUUAAAGGUUACUAUUUUUCCUUUUGGUUAAGGCAACCUGUACUGGUCAAGUUAGUGGACGUAUGGUCUAUUAAUAUCUGUCCUGAGUUUGUUUCAGGGGUGAGCCACUACGUACCUAAAGCCUAACUGCUUGCUUUUCCCUUGUCCAAGCAAGUCAAGCAAUGUAUAAGCAAAGUCUUUCAAUUCAGUGUAUCUCACUUAUUUUUUUAUCUAGCUAGAUACAGCUUGUUUUAACACCUUUCCCUCUGACCCCACACACAAUUCUGGAACAGCCUGCAAGACAGGCCUUUAAAGACACUGAGCCUCCUCAGCUCACAUUUAAGCCAGGAGGCAUUCCAUACCUCGCACAAUGGCACCGUAACACUUUGAGCAAUAUAUACAUGGUAUUGUAGGAGAGACGUGCAUGUCCUAAUGCUGCAAACACCAUUUUUGGUUGAAAUUACUUGAAUGACAGAACUUGGCAAUGUUAAAUCUGGCCUCACACUGAGUACAGUUGAUGAAUAUGUGAAGUUAUGUGUAACAAUACACCUCUUGAAAGGUCUGAAAUUAUGCUAUCAUAUCACUUUUGUAUAUAUUAUAUUCAAUGGUCUUUUUCUAUGUUCUAUAUUUUUUUGUAGCCAAGAAAAGUGUUUUGAAAGUAUCUGAAUGUAUAAAAUAUUUAAUGCCUUUAUGGUGUGAUGCUGCAUUGUGUAUAUAAAAAAAAAUAUUAAAACAUUUCGUCUUUAA
Molecule: messenger RNA, 8238 nt
Organism: Gavialis gangeticus (Gharial)
Lineage: Eukaryota; Metazoa; Chordata; Crocodylia; Gavialidae
Gene: OTUD4
Product: OTU deubiquitinase 4
Exons: 20
Coding region: 66-3278 (1070 amino acids)
Biological process (GO): regulation of protein K48-linked deubiquitination; protein deubiquitination; negative regulation of interleukin-1-mediated signaling pathway
Molecular function (GO): cysteine-type deubiquitinase activity; K63-linked deubiquitinase activity
Source: RefSeq, a predicted model, not a curated record